UUUUGAAGAGAGAGAGAGAGAGAGAGAGAGAGAGAGAGAGAGAGAGAGAGUGGUAAUCCAACGUAAGAAAGCAGAGAGCCACCACAACAAACAGACACUGCAACUUUACAACAAAACUCUGCACAAACAAACUCUGCUCAACUUCUCAUAUAUUCUGCUCUCAUCUCACCUCCUGCUUAUAAUCUCUCUCUCUCUCUCACCAUGUUUUUCUGGAAAGUCUUUUAAUUACUCUGCCCCCAAUCCUGGAAUUUUAUGAAAUUUCUGAAAUCAAAGGUUUUGGCUCAAAAUCUGAAGGCCGUUUCUGCUGAAGUUGGACGGGUGAAUACCAAUGUAUAUUUCCGAAUUUGGUACCACCAUGUGAAAGUAGUUAUCAACAAUUUGGAAUCACCUGCACUUCUUGGGAUGAUUUGAUUGCUUUCUACCAACACCCCUAUAUCUCUUUUGCACAUAAAGGACAGAACUUGAGGUUGAUUGAAGAAGUAGUGACUUAAAUGGCUAGAGUUUGUUCGCCAUACUUUGAUCCUGAGUAUGAGAACCUGAGCACAAGAAUCAAUCCCCCGAGGGUCUCCAUAGACAACUCUAGCUGCAGUGACUGUACUAUAGUCAAGUGAACAUAUAUUCCAGCCAUCAUGUUGAAAUUGGUGUGGGGGAUAUGAAAUUAUGUGUAGGUUGACAGUGUCAACAAACCGGGAAUUCUGCUUGAAGUCGUGCAAAUCUUGACAGACCUUGACCUCAUAAUCACCAAAGCCUAUAUCUCCUCUGAUGGUGGAUGGUUUAUGGAUGUAUUUCACGUCACCGAUCAGCAAGGAAAAAAAGUUACAGACAGUAAAACCAUCGACUACAUAGAGAAGGCUUUAGGACCAAAGGGCCAUAUCACAGACCUGCUGAAUGCUUGUCCAGGAAAAGGGGUUGGAGUGCACUCGGUCGGGGAUCAUACGGCCAUUGAGAUAAUUGGCAGAGACCGACCAGGUCUCUUAUCUGAGAUCUCUGCUGUCCUUGCCAACCUUCACUUUAAUGUAAUUGCUGCCGAAGUAUGGACACACAAUGGACGAAUAGCUUGUGUUGUGUAUGUCAAUGAUGACACUACAUGCCAACCUGUGGAGGAUCAAGCCAGGUUAUCCACAAUGGAGGAGCAGCUCAAGAACAUCCUUCGUGGGUGUGAGGACGAUGAGAAAGUUGGUCGCACUAGCUUCUCUAUGGGGUUCACCCAUGUUGAUAGGCGGCUCCACCAGAUGUUGUUUGCUGAUAGGGAUUAUGAGGGUGGUGGACUGGCAAAUGAAGUUGAUCAUUUUCCUCCCUGCUUCCAACCAAAGAUCACCAUUGAGCGUUGUGAAGAAAAGGGGUACUCGGUGGUUAGUGUGCGGUGCAAGGACCGUGCAAAGCUCAUGUUUGACAUCGUAUGCACACUCACAGAUAUGCAGUAUGUUGUUUUCCAUGCCACCAUCUCAUCUGAUGGCCCAUACGCAUCACAGGAGUAUUUUAUCCGUCACAUGGAUGGUUACACCCUCGAUACUGAAGGAGAAAAGGAAAGGGCCAUCAAAUGUAUUGAUGCUGCAAUUCGAAGAAGAGUAAGCGAGGGUCUAAGGCUAGAGCUGUGUGCUAAGGAUAGAGUAGGCUUGCUUUCUGAAGUAACAAGGAUCCUGAGAGAGCAUGGAUUGUCAGUUACAAGAGCAGGCGUCACAACAAUUGGGGAGCAAGCAAUGAAUAUCUUUUAUGUUAGAGAUUCUUCAGGGAAUUCUGUGGACAUAAAGACAAUCGAAGCACUUCGUAAAGAAAUCGGACACACAAUGAUAUUCAAUGUGAAGAAAGUCCCAACAAGUUCUGCUGAGGUGCCUGAGACUAAAGGAUGGGCCAAGACAAGCUUCUUCUUUGGGAACUUGCUAGAGAGGUUCUUGGCUUGACAAGAGGUAUGAAUAUUGUAAGGUACAUUGAAAAUGUACAGAAGAAUAAAUCUGUUCAGGAAGUUAUCUGGACAGACUUUCUGCUUUUGUACUCUUUGUAUAAUAUGUAUGCAUGUAAGUUUGUAACUUUUGGACUUUGCACAACACUCUCUUUUUACUUCUUUUUGACAUUUGAUCCUUAUCUUGAUUAGUCUUAUGAUUAUGCUUCCCAAAUGCCUCUUUGAUA
Molecule: messenger RNA, 2127 nt
Organism: Pyrus x bretschneideri (Chinese white pear)
Lineage: Eukaryota; Viridiplantae; Streptophyta; Magnoliopsida; Rosales; Rosaceae
Product: ACT domain-containing protein ACR3
Exons: 10
Coding region: 777-1901 (374 amino acids)
Source: RefSeq, a predicted model, not a curated record